Hylaeus anthracinus is the source of this 1840-nucleotide messenger RNA. It is a transcript of the gene SmydA-3, whose product is annotated as SET domain-containing protein SmydA-8. Gene Ontology annotation, molecular function: protein binding. The transcript has 9 exons. NCBI's taxonomy places the organism in Eukaryota, Metazoa, Arthropoda, Insecta, Hymenoptera, Colletidae. The coding region runs from base 236 to 1777 and encodes 513 amino acids. The record is from RefSeq and is a predicted model, not a curated record.
AAACGUUUUCAAAGCGAACCGAAACUUCACGAAAGCCCAUGAUAGUUCUAGCAUCGUACCUUUGGCAGUCUCUGCGCGUGGUAUAUUUUUAAUAGAGUGAUUACAUACAUAUAUAUAAAGGAUCGUAUAGAUUCAAUUUUCAGUCUGUUUGAACCUGUCUGCGUUCGCCCAUCGCGAAAUUUAAUUGCCAACGCAAGAAUCGAGGGAACUGUCCAAUUGUCAACGUUGAUCGAUCAUGUCGCAGCAAAAUUCGGGACCUGUAGCUGAUGUAGAGGUGAGAAGCACGGCGACGUUCAAAGUUCUUCAAAAUGACAAAGUCGGAAGGUACAUGGUGGCCAACAAGGAAUUGGCAGCAGGCGAGGAAAUCGUCACUGAAAUGCCAUUUGUGGUCGGCCCAAAGGCAUUCACUUAUCCCUUAUGUCUUUCCUGUUACACACCUUGGCCGUCUACGGCCGACAAAACGCUUUGUUCUAAAUGCGGGUGGCCAGUUUGCUCCGCGGAAUGCGAGAACCAGCCCCAGCACAAAGAUUACGAAUGUCAGAUAUUCGUAGAAGCGAAUGAGAAGUUCAACGCGUCAGCGGCUUUGGAAGAGACUAAUCCGAACGGAGUCCCUCAGUUGGAGUGUGUAACGCCGUUGAGGCUGCUCUUGGAGUCUGAGAGGAAUCCUGAAAGAUGGAACAAAGAGGUGAGAGACAUGGAGGCCCAUAAUAAAAUAAGGAGCCAAAAGGAACAUUGGAAAUCGGAUCAUGUGAACGUUGUGGAAUAUUUGAGAAAGAGACUCAAACUGGAAAGAUUCUCAGAGGAACGCAUUCAAACAGCCUGUGGAAUUUUGGAAAUAAAUACUUUCGAAGUUCGAACAGCGAACGGAUUCAGCGCCAGGGCUCUCUAUCCAACAGUUGCACUAAUGAAUCACUCUUGUGUCUCCAAUACAUGCCACAGUAUUUCUCCAACGGAUUACAGAAUACGGUUGCGCACCACGUUAAAAGUUCCACCGGGUGGUGAACUGUAUGGCAGUUACACACAUUCAUUAUUGCCGACGAUGCUAAGGAGAGAACACCUUCUCGAAGGGAAACAUUUCGCGUGCGCUUGCCCGAGAUGCUCGGACCCAACUGAGCUUGGAACUCACAUGUCUUCGUUAAAGUGUAACAAGUGUGAUAAUGGAAUCGUGUUAUCUCUGGACUCUCUAGAUCCUGAUAGCUCCUGGAAAUGCACUCACUGUGAAUUUACAACCAGUGGAGCAGCCGUUCGAAAAGUGCUGCAAAUUAUACACGCGGAUGUUGAGGCAGUGGAGGCAAUCAGUGGAGCAGAUGGAGCUGACGCCAUUCAGCAAAGAGAAACGGUCAUGAAAAAGUACCACUCUGUUCUGCAUCCCCGUCAUGCUUUCAAUACCAUGUUAAGGCAUUCGUUAACACAGAUGUAUGGUCGUGUUGAUGAGUACCUCCUAGAUGAUCUACCAGACAUCGUAUUGGAGCAUAAAAUUGAUAUGUGUAAGUUACUGCUGCAGGUAUUGGAUGUUGUCGAGCCUGGCCAUUCCCGUAUAAGAGGAAUGACGUUGUACGAGCUCCAUGCACCGCUGCUUUUCAUCGCCAAAACGCAAUGGAACGCCGGAGUGAUCGACGAAGCUGCAUUGAAAUCAAAAAUGAUCGAAGCAUCAGAAAUCUUGAAGGAAUCAGCGAUGAUCUUGAGCCUGGAGCCACCGGAUACGCCUGAAGGGCAAAUAGGUCUCGUCGCGAAAGAAUCGUUGGUCCAACUCGAGCAAUCGAUCAGUGAUUUAUAAAUAUUUAUUGUAAAUAUACCAUUAUUUGUAUGAAUGUAUUUAUUUGUUAAUAAAUGAACAAGA